Truncatella angustata is the source of this 1536-nucleotide messenger RNA. Its product is annotated as catalase. Bases 1 to 1536 code for a protein of 511 amino acids. The record is from RefSeq and is a predicted model, not a curated record. Gene Ontology annotation, biological process: hydrogen peroxide catabolic process; response to hydrogen peroxide. The transcript is spliced from 4 exons. NCBI's taxonomy places the organism in Eukaryota, Fungi, Ascomycota, Sordariomycetes, Amphisphaeriales, Sporocadaceae. Gene Ontology annotation, molecular function: heme binding; catalase activity. Gene Ontology annotation, cellular component: mitochondrion; cytoplasm; peroxisome.
AUGUCUCAAUCAACCGAACCACCGGUCUACACUCUCGCCGAAGGUCGUCCUGUUCAGGACCCGACCUCUCAGGUCACUCUACGUGGAUCCAAGAUCCGUGGCGGAGCUCUUGGUCUAUUACAGGAUACCCAGCUUAUCGAGACAUUGGCACACUUCCCACGAGAGAGAAUACCCGAACGUGUAGUACAUGCUAAAGCUGCUGGUGCGUGGGGCGAAUUCGAAGUCACCCACGACAUUACAGAUUGGUGUUCUGCAGACCUCUUCAGCAAUGUUGGCAAGAAGACCGAGGUCUUAGCUCGCAUCUCGACAGUAGCUGGCGAGAAGGGAUCGUCCGACACCGCUCGUGACAUCCGCGGUUUCGCCUUGAAGUUCAAGACCGAAGAGGGCAACUGGGACUUUGUCGGAAAUGACUUGCCAGUCUUCUUUAUCCGCGACCCAAUCAAGUUCCCUUCAUUGAACAGAUCUCACAAGCGCCACCCUCAGACGGCUGUUGCUGACAGCAGCAUGUUCUGGGACUUCCACAACCGCAACCAAGAGGGAGCGCACACUCUCAUGCAGCUCUUUGGCCCACGUGGUGUGCCUGAGUCGUUGCGCAUGGUCAACGGCUUCGGAAACCACACUUUCAAGUUUGGCAAACCUGAAGAUGGCACAUUUAAAUACGUCAAGAUCCAUUUUAAACCAACCGCCGGCAUCAAGACUCUAAGUCAGGAAGACGCCGUGCGCUUGGCUGGCGAGGAGCCUGACUACCAUGUUAAGGAUAUGUACAACGCCAUUGAGGCUGGCGACUAUCCUUCAUGGACGAUGAUGCUUCAGGUCAUGGAUCCCAAGGAGGCUGAGACAUACAGAUGGAACAUUUUCGACAUUACCAAGAUUUGGCCUCACAAGGAUUACCCCUUGAUUCCUGUCGGAAAGUUGACCCUUACCAAGAACCCCGCCAACCACUUUGCAGAGAUUGAGCAGGCUGCCUUCUCGCCUUCGAAUCUGGUUCCUGGCAUUGGGCCAUCUGCGGAUAUCAUGCUACACGCUCGUAUGUUCAGUUAUCCCGAUGCUGCACGAUACCGUGUCGGCCCCAACUACCAACAACUGCCUUGCAAUGCUGCCAAGAAUGUCUACUCGCCCUACCAAAGAGACGGCCCCAUGAGAAUGGAUGGAAAUUAUGGCUCAGACCCAGACUACACACGCUCCUCUUUCAGAAAGAUUAAAAGUGGUCCCGCGGAUCUCGUCCACGACGAGUGGGUCGGCACAGUCCAAGAAUACUCAUCCGACGUCACAGACGAGGACUGGGAGCAGCCUAAGAUGCUAUGGAAGCUCUGGAAGGAGAAUAAGAGUGGCGACGACGAGGCAUUCAUCCACAACCUGUCUGGCCACCUCAGCAAGGCGCUGCCCGAAGUCCAGAAGGAGACCGUGGAGAUGUGGGCUAAGGUGGAUGAGGAGAUUCGAAAGCGCCUCCAGGAAGCGCUCGACAAGAGCGGUGCAAGUGCAGAUCACAGCAAGAUACCUCCUAGUCAGCGAGCUCUGGCUACCCACAGGAAGUGA